Nerophis lumbriciformis (worm pipefish) is the source of this 1713-nucleotide messenger RNA. It is a transcript of the gene nkx1-2b, whose product is annotated as NK1 transcription factor related 2-like,b. Gene Ontology annotation, molecular function: DNA-binding transcription factor activity, RNA polymerase II-specific; RNA polymerase II cis-regulatory region sequence-specific DNA binding. The record is from RefSeq and is a predicted model, not a curated record. Gene Ontology annotation, cellular component: nucleus. Gene Ontology annotation, biological process: regulation of transcription by RNA polymerase II; cell differentiation. Lineage: Eukaryota; Metazoa; Chordata; Actinopteri; Syngnathiformes; Syngnathidae.
GUGUGUUGGAGCCAAAGGCUGACAAAGUGAUGGAUGUGGACGUGCGGAAAAUGAAGUGUGUUGUUUGACGGAGCCACGAUGAAGAGGACGAGGACACACACGUCGGACAGAGGCGACAAUUAAAGCCGCCAUGUUGCGUGGAGUCUUUACGGAAGUCUUUUUCAUCAGUGGAAGUAUGAACAUGGACAGCAUGGUGGAGGUUAGCGCUCACUGACUAUUUCACGCGUGUGUGUACGAGAGUGUGUGAGAGUUGAAAGAGUUUUGAUGUGGACGUUAAGUAGUCCACAGAGGAGUAGCGGCAUGGACAGUGACGUGGCGGCGGCACACGCCGGGACACUGUCCUCCUCUCUGGACACGGAAGACGUACACUCCUUCAAGCAGGACCCGCUGGUGCCGCUCAUGGACACUUUGGAGCCCGCACGGACUAGAGAAGCUCCUUCUGGGGACAAACUCAUCUUCUCCACGGCGGCUGGGAUUAGAGACUCUCAUGCCGAGAACCACCUGGAGCCUCCUCCCACGAACCCGGUACCGGUACCGCCGCUGCAGGGUCCUGCCGGUCACCGGACUACCCCUUUCUCUGUUCUGGACAUUCUGGACCCAAACAAGUUCACUAGUCGGCGACAUGACAACCACCGCGGUGAGCAAGGCCAGGAAAACCGGAGAGGAUCCAGUGGAGGAUCCAGCGGAGGAUCCACGGGAGGAUCCAGUGGAGGAUGCGAAGCGGGCCUGGAGCCCAACGGCGACGCAUAUUCGCAGGGUUAUCACAAAAACUUUGGCUACAGAAGUCCAGAUGAGGACGUCUACAACGAAGCUGGUACUCCAGACUCCGACGCACCAGAUGGGCUUUACAGCAGCGAGGAAAGCAGUUCGGCUCUGCAUUUCAGCGGGGACAGAGAUGUUGGCCAGCAGAGCCCUCAGGACCCCAGCAAAGACUCAAAAAGCCCCAGAAGAGGCUCUGCGGGUCAGCUCAUCAGCGUGCAGCCUAACGGAGGCCACAGUGGGCAAGGAAAACCUAAACGGAAACGCUCAGGCACGGACUCCAAGUCGGGCAAACCCCGCCGAGCACGCACUGCCUUCACCUACGAGCAGCUGGUGGCGCUGGAGAACAAGUUCAAGUCCACUCGCUACUUGUCUGUUUGCGAGCGGCUCAACCUGGCGCUGUCGCUGUCCCUCACCGAGACCCAGGUCAAGAUCUGGUUCCAGAACCGCCGGACCAAGUGGAAGAAACAGAACCCCGGCGCAGACACUUCGGCUCCCACCAGUGCAGGAGGCGGAGCAGGCGGGGGAGGAAUGGGCGGCGCUCUCGGCGGCCUCAGCCCGCUAAGUCCGUCUCCCCCAAUCAGCGGGCACCUGGCCUUACACACCGGCUACGCAACCGGACACCAUCACCCUCCUGCGGGCAGCCUGGUCCAACUUCCUUUCCUCACCACCAGCCAUGUUCUGUCUCCUUUCAUGCUGGGGACGCAGAGCUACGCUGCACCUGCCUUCUACAGCUCACACCUGUAGGUAGACGCACCUGCACGAGGACACUCUGAGCCGAGGGACUGACGUGUUUCAGCCAACCAACAAAUGCUGAUUCAGCUCCUUUUUAAGACAAAGCUUUAAUUUUGAUUGUUUGGACUGAAUGUGAAUAUUGUACAUAUUGGAUUGCCAUAGUGAGAAAAUAUAAAAUGUUAGAUACGGAAUGAUCUAUUAUUAAAAGUACCGUGUUGC